CAGCGCGGUCACACUGUCUAUUGUUGAAAACGUAAACAAUGUCGCUUGUCGCUGAUUAUAGCGAUUCAUCCGAAUCCGAUGUGGAAAGCAGCAGCAGUGACUCCGAAAAAGAGGAAACAAGUAAAAAGCAAAGCCCGCCUGAUACACAUAAACCUUUAAAACUGCCCAGUGCUAGCGAUGCUCUGGAUAAUGCGGCUGCAAAACGAACCGGCGAUGUAUUUAGUAAUCCAUUUCUGGAGGCAGAGCUGAACAAGACCGCUUCACUGGAAAGACACGUGAAAAUGGUCAAUAAUGAUGCACAUUUGAAGCUGAAAAAUGGACGAAAAAUUUGUUGGAAUUAUAGAAAAGGACGCUGUCGCUUCGGCACAAGCUGUCAAUACGCGCACGACUCGGAUCUCUCUGUUGAGGCUGUGGCUGCUGAAAAUGAGCCCAAGGUGGAAGCAGCAGCACCAGCAGUCAACAAAAGCGCUGCUGGCAAUAAGAGGAAACGACCUGGUUUAAGCGAUGGCAUAGAACCGGGCAAAAGGGUGAUGAAAUCGUACCAACAACAGCAACUGGGAGCAGGCGCUAGACGUUAAAUAGAGUUCAAAUGAUGCCAG
Molecule: messenger RNA, 599 nt
Organism: Drosophila navojoa
Lineage: Eukaryota; Metazoa; Arthropoda; Insecta; Diptera; Drosophilidae
Molecular function (GO): metal ion binding
Source: RefSeq, a predicted model, not a curated record